UUUCUAUAAAACUCUUCCUUCCAUGGAUGUGAUUCUAGACAUGGACGAGCUGCUAUAAUAUGGACUAAAAAGGAGUUGAAAAGCAACUUUACACCAAAGUGACACAACCGGGGCAUGCCCCGGGUGAUAGACUAGUCGCAUAUUAUAUCCGGGUAACCGACGGGUGUGAUGGGCUGAGAAUCCGGCAAGAGAUCACGACUGACCCCCCGGAAAAUUUCUUCGACUCCGUUCAGUUGCGAGUAGCAGCUCUUGUUUAGGACAGUUGUUUCAGAAAGACUCACCACCGCAACUCCGCAAGUAAAGGAGGAGAUUCAGCAAUGCUCGCUCAGUCCCUUCAAUUCCUCCCUUGCUGGAAUGCGGCAACCUCGUGUCACCGUCGGGCAACUUCUUUUCCCACCCUGAGGUGCCGAGAGAGACGCCGCAGAAACAAAUUUCUGGAUAUCGCUGCCACCGCUACCAUGGCGACUCAGAGCGGCAGCGUUCAAGUGCAGCCAGGCUCGCCGGAAAUGGUUGCUCCGUAUUCGGAUUCCGAGCCGCGCCGCCUCAUUUUGCUUCGCCACGCGCAGAGUUCAUGGGAUAACCGCUCCCUCAAAGAUUAUGAUCGGCCUUUGAGCCAAUCCGGAAAACUUGAUGCUGCUAAAGUUUCUCAUGAGCUAAGGAAAUUGGGAUGGAUUCCAGGGCUCAUUUUAUGUAGUGAUGCAGCUAGAACUAGAGAAACUCUGAAAAUUAUGCAGGAGCAGGUGCGGGAAUUUCUUGAAGCAGAGGUGCAUUUCCUUUCAAGUUUUUAUUUUGUUGCAGCCAUGGAUGGGCAGACGAGUGAACAUCUUCGACAGGCAAUCUGUAAAUACUCUGCUGACAAUGUACUUACAGUAAUGUGUAUGGGGCACAAUAAGGGGUGGGAGGAGGCUGCUUCCAUGUUUUCAGGGGCUCUUAUAGAGCUGAAGACUUGUAAUGCUGCUUUACUUGAAGCUACCGGGAAGUCAUGGAAGGAGGUAUGUUUAGCAUUAAGCCAUUAAAGGCAUUUUCCUUGGCUGGAUUUGGUGGGUGGAAACUCCAUGGCAUAGUGAAGCCAGGUACUGCUAUAUAGUUCUAUAAUGCACAACAAGAUCUCAAGGGAAUCAGAGCAUAAAGAAUUGUUACGUGUUUGUGUGUGCGCGUGAUCUGAUACAAGAAGUCAAGCUGAGAAGAAAAUUUUAUAAUGAGUUGAGCUUUUGCUUUGUAGAUAACAUCUAGAGUGCUGUGUUUUUUAUUUGUUUAUAGAAUAUCGGUCGAGUACUGUUUUUUUACUCCGGGGGGUCUGGGGGGAGGAGGCCUGGGGUCGAGUACUAUGCUACUAUAGUACUAUCAAUUUAUCAAACAAUGUCAUCAAGAGUGUCUUCAGAUACGAUGGGUCCUUUUGUAGCUUUGUUUUCUGACUCUAUUAUAAAUAUAUCUGUAGAAGCUUCUAUCAGAGUAACAUGUUCCAUUAUCUUAUCAGAGUUCAGGGGGAAUCUAAUUUUCGCC
Cuscuta epithymum is the source of this 1503-nucleotide messenger RNA. The record is from the annotation of a GenBank genome assembly. NCBI's taxonomy places the organism in Eukaryota, Viridiplantae, Streptophyta, Magnoliopsida, Solanales, Convolvulaceae.